Talpa occidentalis (Iberian mole) is the source of this 2704-nucleotide messenger RNA. RefSeq names its product WRN helicase interacting protein 1 (gene WRNIP1). The coding region runs from base 272 to 2269 and encodes 665 amino acids. Gene Ontology annotation, biological process: regulation of DNA repair; DNA-templated DNA replication; DNA repair. The record is from RefSeq and is a predicted model, not a curated record. Gene Ontology annotation, cellular component: nucleus. The transcript has 7 exons. Gene Ontology annotation, molecular function: DNA binding; ATP hydrolysis activity; enzyme activator activity. Lineage: Eukaryota; Metazoa; Chordata; Mammalia; Eulipotyphla; Talpidae.
GCCGCACGAGACGCCGCUCGCGCCGGCCGGGCUCCCGCGCGGACUACCCUUCCCGACGCGCCGCGCGAGGCGCCGCCGGCGGGCGGCCGAGGGCGGGCCGACGCGGGAAGGCAGCUCCGGACGUGAGGCCUGAGCGGCGCCCUCCCCCGGCCCGCGCGCGUCCUGCCGCCUGCCCGAGCCCGGGUCGCGCGGCGCGGGGCCUAGCGGCGGGCAUCGCGACCCGCGGCGCGAGCAGGGGCUGCGGCGGCCGCGCCGGGCGCCGGCGGCCAUCAUGGAGGUGAGCGGGCCGGAAGACGACCCGUUCCUGUCGCAGCUGCACCAGGUGCAGUGCCCCGUGUGCCAGCAGAUGAUGCCCGCCGCGCACAUCAACUCGCACCUGGACCGCUGCCUGCUGCUCCACCCCGCGGGGCACGCGGAGCCCGCGGCCGGGCCGCACCGCGCGGGGGAGCGGCCCAAGGGGCUCUCGCCGCCCGGCGCCAAGCGGCGGCGGCUGUCGGAGAGCUCGGCGCUCAAGCAGCCGGCCACCCCGACGGCGGCCGAGAGCAGCGAGGGCGAGGGCGAGGAGGCCGACGACGGCGGCGAGACCGAGAGCCGCGAGAGCUACGACGCGCCGCCCACGCCCAGCGGCGCCCGCCUCAUCCCCGACUUCCCCGUGGCGCGCGCCCCCAGCCCCGCGAGGAAGGGCUCGGGCAAGAGGCCGGCGGCCGCCGCCGCCGCCGCCGCGGGCAGCGCGUCCCCGCGGAGCUGGGACGAGGCGGAGGCGCCCGAGGAGGAGGAGGCGGGCGGCGACGGCGAUGGCGACGGGGACGCCGACGCGGACGGCGAGGACGACCCCGGCCACUGGGACGCCGACGCGGCCGACGCGGCCGCCGCCGCCUUCGGGGCCGGCCGCCCGCACGCCCGGGCGCUGGCGGCCGACGAGAUCCGGCAGAUGCUGGAGGGCAAGCCGCUGGCCGACAAGAUGCGGCCCGACACGCUGCAGGAUUACAUCGGGCAGAACCGCGCCGUGGGGCAGGAGACCCUGCUCCGGUCGCUGCUGGAGGCCAACGAGAUCCCCUCGCUCAUCCUGUGGGGGCCGCCGGGCUGCGGCAAGACCACCCUGGCUCAUAUUAUAGCCAACAACAGCAAGAAACACAGCAUAAGAUUUGUGACACUGUCUGCAACAAAUGCCAAGACAAACGACGUGCGAGAUGUCAUAAAACAAGCUCAGAAUGAAAAGAGCUUUUUCAAAAGGAAAACCAUCCUGUUUAUUGAUGAGAUUCAUCGGUUCAAUAAAUCUCAGCAGGACACCUUCCUUCCUCACGUGGAAUGUGGGACGAUCACUCUGAUUGGGGCAACCACGGAAAACCCGUCCUUCCAGGUCAAUGCCGCUCUUCUGAGCCGCUGUCGGGUUAUUGUUCUUGAGAAGCUUCCAGUAGAGGCUAUGGUGACUAUUUUAAUGCGAGCAGUCAACUCACUGGGAAUCCACGUCCUAGACUCCAGCCGUGCCACUGACCCUCUGAGCCACAGCAGCAACAGCAGUUCAGAGCCCUCCGUGUUUAUCGAGGACAAAGCGGUGGACACCCUGGCUUACCUCAGCGACGGGGACGCCCGGACUGGACUGAAUGGACUGCAGCUGGCGGUGCUGGCCAGGCUAAGCUCUCGGAAGAUAUUUUGUAAGAAGAGCGGACAGCCCUAUUCUUCCAGUAGAGUUCUGAUCACAGAAAAUGAUGUGAAGGAAGGCCUCCAGCGCUCUCACAUCCUGUAUGACCGAGCAGGGGAGGAGCACUACAACUGCAUCUCGGCGCUGCACAAGUCCAUGCGCGGCUCGGACCAGAGCGCCUCGCUCUACUGGCUGGCGCGCAUGCUCGAAGGCGGGGAGGACCCGCUGUACGUGGCGCGGCGGCUCGUGCGCUUCGCCAGCGAGGACAUCGGACUGGCCGACCCCUCCGCGCUGACACAGGCGGUCGCGGCCUACCAAGGCUGUCACUUCAUCGGCAUGCCCGAGUGCGAGGUGCUCCUGGCCCAGUGCGUGGUCUACUUCGCCAGGGCCCCCAAGUCCAUCGAGGUGUACAGCGCCUACAACAACGCCAAGGCCUGCCUGCGGAGCCACCAGGGGCCACUGCCCCCCGUGCCGCUGCACCUGCGCAACGCGCCCACGCGGCUCAUGAAGGACCUGGGCUACGGCAAGGGCUACAAGUACAACCCCGCCUACAGCGAGCCGGUGGAGCAGGAGUACCUGCCCGGCGAGCUGCGCGGCGCGGACUUCUUCAAGCAGAGGCGCUGCUGACCCCGGGCGGGCCGAGAGCGUCGCUGUCCUCGCGAAGAGGGCCAGGGAGGACGCGGGGCGGCUGCCCGGUGGGAGCUCAGACACUUUGUGCCGGAAACGUGAGGGUCCCGGCGGAGGCCCGGUCGCCCCGCCGGUCGUGCCGCGCGCGCCCGCGGUGGUCCCGCUCACGGAACCCCCGGCAGCUUCGUGCAAUGAAUCAAUGUUAUAAGGAAUUAUCUAUUUUGUCAUAGUAUUUAAGUCAUAUGUCAUUUCAGAAUUAAGUUCUGUAGGAUUUUUUUUCUUUAAAAAAAUGUAUAUUCUGGGUAGUUUCAAUUGGUAAAAAAAUGUAAUUGUGAUUUAAUACUGCAUAGUGUUUUGGGUAUUUUUUUUAUAUGCAAAGGUCUUACAAGCCAAUAAAACUAUUUCAAAGUAUCUUCACGUCUUUCAUGUCCUUCC